Messenger RNA from Closterium sp. NIES-65, 957 nucleotides. The record is from the annotation of a GenBank genome assembly. Lineage: Eukaryota; Viridiplantae; Streptophyta; Zygnematophyceae; Desmidiales; Closteriaceae.
AUGCGGGGUGGGGGAGAAGGGCUGAGAGGGAGAGUGGCGGGGUGUGGUUGGGAGUGGUUGGGUGGGGAGGGAUACUCUCAUCUUCUACCGCUCUCUCCUCGUUCCCCCGGUUCUCCCCCAUCUCUUUCCGCUCAUUCCUCAUCUCCUUACCGCUCACCUCUUUGCUCUUUGCUCAAUUCGCCCUACUCUCCCCUCGUUCCCCCCACCCCACCUCCCCUUUUCCCCCCCUCCCCGGUUUCAUCUCGUCUUCUUAUCGCUCACCCCUCAUUUCCUUUCUGUUUCCCACUCAGUUCUCCCCGCUAUUUCCUCCUUCCCAUCACUCUCUUCCCCGCUUUCAUCUCGUCUCCUUACUGCUCACCCCUCAUGUCCGCUCUGCUCGUUGCUCAAUUCUCCCUGCUCUCCCCCCUUCCCCGCACUCCUCCCCCUUCCUCCCCGCUUUCAUCCCCCCGUCUCCCCUCCGCUCUCCUCUCACCUCUCCCCCCCCCCUGUUCACCCCUCAUAUCCCCUUCUUUACAUUUAUUUCUCUACCUCCCCUCUUCAUUCCCCCCUUCACUCUUCCCCCGCUCUUUCCGCAUCUUCCCCCGCUCUUUCCGCAUCUCCCCCGCUCUUUCCGCAUCUCUCCCCGCUCUUUCCGCAUCUCCCCCGCUCUUUCCGCAUCUCCCCCUCCCCCCACCUCCUCCCCCCCCCCCCCCCACCCGUCCAACCAUUCAACCAUGGUCUCUCCCUCCAUCUCCCCCACGUUUCCCUGCUCUCUCCCCUCUUCACCCCUUUUCUCCUUCCAACCAUCACCUCCUCUUCCCCCCAACGCUCCGCCUCACCGAUUAUAUUAACUUCUUUCCCCGCUCUGCCCUCUACGCCCUCCGCUCUCCCCGCAUUUCCCCCUCCUUUCACCCCUUAUCCCCCCCACCCCCCCCUCCUCGUUUGUUCGAUCCAGCCUUCAACUGGCACGAAUCUUAA